AUGGGUAACAUUUCCAUCUUUGUCUGGAUAAAGAUAAUUCUAAAUCCUAAAGGUCUGCUUGGUCUAGAUGAUUGUGAUGUAAAGUAUUUUCAGCUAUAUGCUCUAAUAGUCCUAGACCAAAUUUGGAUGACAAGGAACAAAACCAGGUUUGAAGGAAAGAGUUCCAAUCCUUUAGAGCUUUCUAGACAAAUUCUGAGAUCAUAUGAAGAACAUAAACAAGCUUGGAAAGACAAUCUUCACAGCCCUAUAAGGAAAGCGAUAUGGAAGCCCCCUCCAUAUGGGUGGGUUAAAUUAAAUUUUGAUGUAGCUAUAAGAGAAGAAAAAACUUCUCUAGCUAUAGUGGGCAGGGAUGAUAAAGGAGAACUGUUGUUUGCUUGGGCAGAACAAAUUGAACCAGGUAGUCCUCUAGUGGGUGAAGCUAAGGCAGCACUUUGUGCCAUUAAGAGAGCCAUUGAAAAUGGGUUUUCUAAAAUCAUAGUGAAAGGUGAUGCUUGGAAUGUGAUAGAUCCUUUGAGUAAUGCAGAAAAGACACCUCACUGGAGUAUUGUAGAGGUGGUUACAGAUAUUUUGUAUUUUGUAAAGUGUUUCGAUUCUAUUGUAUUUUCUUUUGUGUACAGAGAGGGCAAUGUUCCAGCCCAUCUUUUAACCCAAUGGGCGGCUUUUGUUAAUUGGGUAGGGCCAAUUCCCAUCUCUAAGGUCCCUCUCCUAGUUUCUGAGGCUGUGGAGAGAGAUGGCUUUAGGCCCCUCCGUCUUUUGUACUCUGUAAGUCAUAAAUAA
Molecule: messenger RNA, 777 nt
Organism: Quercus lobata
Lineage: Eukaryota; Viridiplantae; Streptophyta; Magnoliopsida; Fagales; Fagaceae
Exons: 1
Coding region: 1-777 (258 amino acids)
Molecular function (GO): nucleic acid binding; RNA-DNA hybrid ribonuclease activity
Source: RefSeq, a predicted model, not a curated record